Molecule: messenger RNA, 830 nt
Organism: Apis mellifera (honey bee)
Lineage: Eukaryota; Metazoa; Arthropoda; Insecta; Hymenoptera; Apidae
Exons: 5
Coding region: 124-609 (161 amino acids)
Cellular component (GO): membrane
Source: RefSeq, a predicted model, not a curated record
AGUAUGAUAUCAUCAAUGACGUCACUGUGGUAACGCGCCAGAACGCAAACGUGCACUUCAGUCAAUCGCAGGCGUUCAAGGCGCGACCACGUUUCUUAUUAAGAAUCGGUAAGGAAAAUAACUAUGUCUCAUUCGGUAACUAUUAGAACUCAAACGGUAACGAGUAGUUCUACUGCAGUUAUCAUCAAUACUGGUUACUUAAAAACGUGGAGCGGCUCGUUUAAAUUAUUUGAAUUAAUACUUGGAAUAAUAUGCGUAGCAAUAGUGGGACAUCACAUAUCUUCUCAGAAUUAUAUAUAUGCUGCAGAACUAUUUUUCUUUUUAAUGACGACAACAUUUAUGAUUGGUACUUUUAUUUUGCUUUUAAGUUGUUUAGCUUCCCUUUCAACAUCUUCUAUCAUCGCAAAGACUACUUAUGAACUUCUUUAUCAUUCAAUAGCAUUUGGAUUAUAUCUAGCAGCAUCGUUAACAUAUAUAGUACAUGUAUCUAAUAUGAAACGUUACAAUGAAUACGAAGUAUUGAUGGCGGCAGCAAUUUGUGGAUUGGUAAAUUCAGCGCUAUAUCUUCUCAGUACAAUUAUUGCUCUCCGUACAUACAGAGGACUUUGAACGCUUUGAACCGUACCUUAUACAAUUUUUAAUAUCUUCGAACACUUCGAAGUUGGUUACCAUAUAUUUCAUAUAUAUAUUUCAUAAAUUAUCAUUAAUAUUUUGAUACCAAUCAGCAUUAUUCAAUAGAAAUUUUUAUACGAAGUAAGAUUUUUAAUAUGAUAAAAGAAGUUAUUAUUUAUCAUAUUUUAUAUAUUUGACACAUAUUUAUACAGCGAAUC